UGAUUGAACUUUUCUUGUGUAGUUUGUGCGGCGCGGAGGUGUCUGCCCCCAGCGCAGCCCGGCACCAGCCCGCCGAGCGGGAGCUCACUCCGGCGCCUGCCGCCCCUCGCAGCGCCCGGCCGCCCCUCUGCCCUCCUCUCCCGCAGAGCGAUGGUGCGGAGGGCGCCCGGCGCGUCCCUUGCCUUGCUCCUCUGGGUAACGGCCGCCUGCGGCAGCCCCGCCGGGCCGGGGACUGGCGCCGCCGUCCGCAGGCAGGACGACGCUUUCUCCACCGCCAGAUGCACCUCCAGGUGCCUGAGUCUCCAGAUCACCCGCAUCUCCGCCUUCUUCAAGCACUUCCAGAACAAUGGGUCACUUGCUUGGUGCCAGAAUCAUAAACAGUGUUCAAAGGAAAAGGAACGAUGUUUGAGGUGCCUGGAGCCCUGCAAAGAGUCCUGGGACCUGAAGAAAAAUCAUUGCCAAAGCUUCUGUGAGCCUCUUUUUCCCAAGAAGAAUUAUGAAUGCCUAACUAGCUGUGAAUUCCUUAAGUACAUCCUGUCUGUGAAGCAAGGGGACUGCCCAGCACCUGAGAAGGCCAGUGGUUUUGCAGCUGCCUGUGUUGAAAGCUGUGAAGCUGAUAGUGAAUGUUCCGGAGUGAAGAAAUGCUGUUCCAAUGGAUGCGGUCAUACGUGCCAGAUUCCAAAAAAUCUGUACAAAGGAGUUCCACUGAAACCCCGGAAAGAAUUAAAAUUCAUGGAACUUCAGUCUGGAGACCUGGAGGUGAAGUGGUCUUCAAAAUUCAAUAUUUCCAUUGAGCCUGUGAUCUAUGUUGUUCAGAGGAGGUGGAAUCAAGGAAUCCAUCCAAGUGAGGAUGAUGCUUCUAACUGGCAAACUGUGGCACAGACUACGGAUGAGCGGGUUCGACUGCCGGACAUCCGAGCAAGCAGGUGGUACCAGUUCCGUGUGGCAGCUGUGAACGUGCACGGGACAAGAGGCUUCACAGCACCCAGCAAGCACUUCCGAUCCUCGAAAGAUCCAUCUGCUCCACCAGCUCCGUCUAAUAUCAGAAUUGCCAAUAUUAGUGCAAACAAUGAUGGGAGUGUAAAUGUAAUGAUUACUUGGGAUCUUCCAGAAGAGCCUGAUAUCCCAGUGCACCACUACAAAGUCUUCUGGAGCUGGACAUACAGCAAAUAUGUAAUCCCAGCUAAAAAAAAGAGAAGAAAGAUUACUGAUGGGGCCCAAAAUUAUGUGGUCCUGGAGGGGCUCCAACCCAACAGCAACUACAAUGUAGAACUGCAGGCAGUAACGCGUUGGGGUCAGAUACGACUGAAAAGUGCUAAGGUUUCUCUUCAUUUUAGCACGACUCAGGACACCAGGAAUAAUAAGGAACAGACAUCUUCUGCUGGGAAAUCCCAGAAAGGACUUGUAGAUCCUUACCCAACAUUUCAAAGAAGAAAACCCACUCGUUUUCUUAAAAUUGGAACUCCUUUCUAUCAGGACAAUCAACUCCAGGUCAAAGUCUACUGGAAGAAAACAGAUACCAGCGUAAAUCAAUUCCAAGUCCACUGGUUACUGGAGUCCUGUGCACACAAUGACACCAAAGGACUUGGGAAAGUAACUGAGCUGACUUAUGAAAACUACAUGAUUCUGAAGGACCUGUCAUUUUCAUGCAAAUACAAAGUAACAGUUUUGCCUGCAAAAUCUAAAAGCCGUUUUAAGGCUGAGAGUAUUUUCUUUGUUACCCCACCUUGCUCUGCAUUUAAAGAAAAAAGCCACAAGCACAUUAACUGUCCUGCUGAAGGAGUGCCAGUUCUACCCAAAGUGUUGGCCAAACCCGAGAAUCUCUCUGCGUCUUUCAUUGUCCAGGAAGGUAACAUCACUGGUCAUUUUUCCUGGAAGAUAUCUAAGGCAGACCUUCACCAGCCCAUGACAGGGUUUCAGGUCACUUGGGCAGAAGUAACCACAGAGAGCCGGCAGAACAGCUUACCCAACAGCAUCAUUUCACAGUCGCAGAUACUGCCAGCAGAUCAUUAUGUACUCACCGUGCCAAAUCUGAGGCCAUCAAUGCUUUACCGCUUGGAAGUUCAAGUGCUGACGACUGGUGGGGAAGGACCAGCCACGAUAAAAUCAUUCAGAACACCCGACCUUCCUCCAUUUUCACCCCACAGAUCUCAUCUGAAGCAACAUCAUCCACAUCACUACAAGCCACCCCCAGAGAAAUAUUAGACUGUUUCCAGUGAUUAUACAAAUAACUGAGAGAAAAACUGAGCUCCCAAUUGGAGGCUAGAAAAAGGCACAUCUGUAGGAGCAAUGAACAUAGUUUUGCAGUGGAGGUUACCAUCUGGUAUGAUCUGUACCUACGCCUCCAUAGUUUAGCCAUGACAAAUUGUAUUUGCACCAAGACCACGAUACAGUAAGUAUGAUUUCGAUACCACCAUUAUUCGACAAACUGAAGAUCACACCCAACUCCACACCUGUGAGAAGAUCAGAAGUGUGCUCAUUAUAAUGUUUUUGCAUUUCUGUGUUUAAAGUAGAUUGAAAAGGUGCAGUGUAUACAGCUUUUUCUCUUAGUGACUUCAAUGUUAAUAUUUGCAAGGUUGUCCUGAGAUAUAUACAUACUUUUGAACACUGUAGGCCAUGUUUUCAUCAGCAAGUUUAAAUGAUCUAUUUUACUUAAAGCUCUGCCUGUCACCAGUUUAAACCCUAGUGUAUUUUGCUAUUAAAGAAGAUAUCCAUAUGUCUGAAAUAAAGACAUAAGUAAAUAAAUACCAGUAGCAUAAAUUAUAAAAUAGUCAGUAUUUAAUAAUUGCAGUAUCACCGCAAAGGAGAAUGCUGAUACAUUUGUAUCAACCAUCCAUUCUGAAAUGGUGAUGUUUUAGCAUGUAUGUCAUCUAUUAGCGUAGUUAAUAGCUUAAAAAUAUACGGGCUAGAUGUACCAUUGUGAAGAAACAACAGACAAUUAAUUGAAUUGUUGAAAAUCUAUGGAAAUUAAUACAAUUAAUUUAUAGGGCCUGGAAGAAUUAAUUUUAAAACCCCACUUAUAAUUUUUUGGAGUAUAAUAUUUCAAGGUAUACUAAUACCUUGAAGCACUGAUUUUCUAGUUAAAAAUGUGAUAGUUAACAUGAACAUUUUAGAAAAUCCAAUUCUGAGGCACAUUUAUUAUUCAAGUAGCUGUAGAGCUACUUUUUGGCUUAGGCUCUUGGUGCACAUAUCUCUUUUCCCUGUGGAUCGUUUGAACAGAAGGAUGGAUGUAUUGGCUCCAUGCUAUUUUGCUUACAGAAAGAACGAUGUGACAAUAUUCUGGCAUCUGGAAAACAUUGGCUUAUAAUUUAUUUGAAUGCAUUUUUAAAAUUUAGACAGAGGUUGCCCUUUUUUAACCAUACGGGAAUUCAUAUUGCUUUAUUGCGCAAUAUAAACUGUCUACAAUAAUUUGCUACACAAAGAGACAUCCUUUGAUAGUAAACAGAAACUGCUUGAAUUUAUUAUGAGGAUUGUAGAAAGUAUCUGACAAUAAGCACCCCUACAAAUACUCAUAAUCAGCUUCUAAUGUUCAGAAUAUUCGAAGUGCUCCUGAAGUUUUUUGGCACCGUUUCCGUUGCUCCCUGAACCAUCACAUCAUGAGGUUGUUACCUCAGGAUGUGGUUGUUACCUCGAGAGUCCAACUUGACAAGGUGGCCACUUUUUCUACCAGCAGAUGCUACAGACUCACCUGUACUUGAUAUUUGCCUGGGAUAUUCAGUGAGAGGAGCUCAGACAUUAGUGAUAUUUCCUUCUCUUGAUGACAGCCUGUUUUGUGGAAAAGCAAAUAUGAAGACAAAAAAGACAAACCUGAAACUGAGGAUCAGAGUUACGUUUAUCAGAGUAGAGCAUUCACAAAAUAUUACAAUAUAGUUUGUCUGUUUUGAAGUUUAUAGCUUUUUGUUUCACAUGGGUUGAUACCACAGCGGGUGAAGGAAACUGAGUUAAUUUCCCUGCAUUUCUGCCUUUGCUAUUAAAGGGCUCUUUUUUCCAUUCUGUUUCUACUUUGAUUGUUGUCUUUUUUGAUAUGCACUCAGUGACCAAGAACUUUUCCAGAAAGUUUCUAUUGUUACAUGGUUUGGGCCUUUAACCGCAGUUUUAAAAAAUAUUGAAGGCUAUGGUGCUUUUAAUUCCUUCCUCUAACAUUCUGUCAUCUCCCCUUUUCCAGAAUACAUGGGCAAAUAAACAGAUGAACUCUUCUUCGUAAAAUCUUUAAUAUAAAGGUUUCUUUUCAGUUUGGCAGAAGGCCAGAGUCUCAGAGAUUUUUGUCAGGACGGAAAUGUUUUGUGUGUACAAGUCUUUACAAAAAACCCAAAAUUUGAAUUGAACCAGUGUGCAGCACUACUUCAACAUUUAGAUUGAACAGGGCAUAGGUGAGACUAUAGAAGCGAUCUCUCUGCUGUUUCUGAGAGUAGGAGUCAGUGGGAUCAGAGAAAGUAAUUACCUCAGGCUGCUCUGAAAAAUUCUGUCCAAACCUUUCAAUCACAGUCUAUUCUAGUUAUGCUGGAGCAAAUCAGUAGUGACUUGAUUAAUGUUAAUGAAAUUAUGUUUCAUUCAUAAUGACAUGGUAAAGCAUAGAACAUGGAUGCCGGUCUUUAUUACAGUGAUGCCAAAGCUGUCUUGGAGAUAGAUAAACUGGAAGUUAGCAGCCCUGAGUGAUCAUACCCUUAGAACUGGUUGCUGAAAUCAAUCAAAAUAGUUACUGGUUACUGAUAGAAGUCUCUUUGAAGCAUCCAACUUUUAAAAUUAGCAAUGUACUUUUGAAAAGCAUGGAGGGCUUUUCCCUUUUCAAGUAGAUUCUGGCAAUCAAAAAAUAAGAUUUUAAAGUAGAAUUGUAGUGAACAAGUGUAUUAUACGGGGUCCACUGAGAUGUAAAUUAUUUUUCCUUCCUACGAAUCAGCUUGUCAACCCACCUUUCAAGUCACCCUCCAAAUCAAAGACUAAACAUACAAGUUUAAUAAAGCUCAUGCAUGGAUGUUAAAUUCCCAGCUAUGGGUGAUUUCCUGAUUACUCUUUGAAUUUAGUAGUACAGAUUUGAAGUUGUUAGUGCCUAAUUCAUAAAGCCUUGUUUGCUGACUUGUACAGGGUAUUGUCCUAAUUUACUUGCCUACGUCACGUUAAACAUUUAAUGCAGCAAUAGAGUUGUAAUUCACUACUCAAUUCACUAGUUAAAGAUUUAUUUUCUCUAAUGAUCUUGUGUAAUACAGAUUUAAUAUAGAUAUUGGGAUGUUUUUAGAUAAUCUGCACCUUUACACUAAUGUAUGAUUUGCUAUGUACGAUUCUGAUGGAUUUAUCAGUUGACUUCAGGAUGCUUUUUGUUUAUCUCUUACAGGACAAUUAUAAGAUUAUGCCAUUUUUUUUGCUAACUGCUUUGUGAAGUGAUUUUUUUGUCAUUGUUCAUUGGUGAUUUUUGUUUAAGAAGAAAAUGGUUCGUUCUUGUUAAAUUUUUUUUGACCAUUUUUGAGUUGUUUAUAAAGCAGGAGAAAUUCAAAUAAGAUAGAGCUUGUGCUGUAUCAUCUUGAGUAUUCGUUAAUAACAUAGCACAUAGACAUAGAGGUAGUGGCUUCAGAAGGAGCUGAGGACGUGGUGUGGAAGUUCUAACACUGGCAUUAAUGUUUUGCAUGGUCACACAAGGUCAAAGGAAUGCUUAUUGCUAAUGCGAAGGGGAAUGUGCUGUUGCUGUUAGCAGAACUGUAUAGAAACCUUGACAGUGAGUCAAUUUAUUCCACAAUACUUUCAUCUCCAUGCUCCCAGCUGGAGGCAGGCAGAGUUUCAGAUAAGCAGGCCCUGAUUCAGGAAGGUGCGCAGAAGAGGAAACUUCCAUAUGCACAAAGUCAGUGGGAUGGAAUAAACCUGUGCAGUUAAGAAUGAGCUUCAGUGAUAUCUCAAAUAAAGCAUGGAUGUCAAAAUUUGCCUGAAUGCUAUCUCAAAUCAGGGCCUUAUAGGAUAAAGUGUGGGACGCAGACAGUUCUAAAUUCUGUGUACAACACCAUAUAUUUUUUAAUUUUUGUCUUGUGUAUAUGUAAAUGUAGUUGUGAUAUUGACUUAUUUAUUAAUUCAUUUUCUUAUACUAUGUGCCAAGUAUAUUCCUACCCUUUUUGAGCAGUACCUGUGAACAUCAAUUACUAAAAAUAUUGUUAUGCAAACUUGUGCAUUGUAACCAGGAAUAUGAUGCUAAUAAGCUGUUGCAUGUAGUUUAAAAUAAUGAAGAAAACCCUUUAUUUAAAAAAUGUAAAUGAAUAUCUGCAGAUGUUGAUGACUAUAUAAGGUUUUGCAUGCCAAAACUCAUUGUUCAGUUGUGGGCAUGAAAUGUAACGACUGUAUUACCUCUGCUGAAUAUAUUCGUAAGGUACAAUUUGCAACGUAAUUAUCAGAGCUCUAUAUGUAAAAUUUUCCUUUUUACUUAAUUAUAUUGUAGUAGAGGUAUCAGAACUGAUUCUCUGUUACCCAAAUUGGCUGUAGAAAUUAUGUUCCUAUAACACUCAUUUAAAGUCAAUAUUUAUUUAUGUAUGUAAUACAAAAAGAUUGGUCUUAUGUGUCUGUCCUGUUAUUUAGAGAAAAAAAAUACACUUCUUGUAAAAAAUAAUUUGUAAAAAAAUGUAAAUGUAAAUAUAGUCUGAUUUCUUUUACUCAUUCUUUUCAUGUUUAGAAUUUGUAAAUACUGUUUCGGUAAUAAACUAUCCUACAUCAAAA
Messenger RNA from Columba livia (rock pigeon), 6690 nucleotides. RefSeq names its product anosmin 1 (gene ANOS1). Gene Ontology annotation, biological process: neuron differentiation. The transcript is spliced from 15 exons. Gene Ontology annotation, molecular function: protein binding; peptidase inhibitor activity. Bases 151 to 2205 code for a protein of 684 amino acids. Gene Ontology annotation, cellular component: extracellular region; cell surface. The record is from RefSeq and is a predicted model, not a curated record. NCBI's taxonomy places the organism in Eukaryota, Metazoa, Chordata, Aves, Columbiformes, Columbidae.